UACGAUGUCCGUACCACCCAUCAACAAUCAUAAAGUAUUUCUCCGUGGAGAUGACUUUCGCUGAUGCAACCGCUCAUUGCCAGAAGUUCAAUGCACAUAUCGCGUCUAAGGUCUCGUGCGUGCAGGACUAUCUUCGGCCCACUGACAGCGUUGCCUGGUUGGCCCAGAAGAGAGGGGUGUUGCAGACUGCCAGUGACGGGAAAGCAUAUAAUCUAGCAUCUCAACCAGCGCCCAAGCUCACGGUUGUGUGUGAAGUUGAACCGGAGGUCAGCUACACGUGUAAUAAAACUAGAGCUCACAUUGCCGUGUACGCCAAUACCGGAACGUAUACACAAGCGAAAGAACAGUGCGGACGCCUAGGCGGGCGCUUACCGGCUGGAAGUGAUGAGGGCGAUUGCCUGAAUCACGCUCUGCAUGUUGCGACGAGCACAUCGCCUGCUAAAGGAGCCAGGCCCUGGAUAGAAGACUUUGAGGACCAACCACUCAACGUGAUUUCAGCUAGCUACACAUUGCAUGAGAGCAAAAGAGCAGGCCGGACCGCCAAACUAGUGGCCACUGUGGCUUGUGCUUUCAAUUUCAGGGAAUACUUCUGCGAGCAAGCUAAUAAGGCGGGUGGUGUUACAAUGGUCCACUAUCCGUACCAAGCAUUGGACCACCCUUCAAAGACCGACGCGUUUUGCCAGGAGAAGAUAGGUCGCCGUGCCAGCACCCACGAGAUGCGCUGUAUUUUGGAGUUCAGAGAUUUGAUUUACAAAGAGACGGGCCACUUGGAAAAUGGCCUGGAGUACCAGGUGUGCGUUUUCGAUCCGCGUAAGUCGACUUGUCGAUCCACCCCUUCAUCCAUAACUAGUGAAGAUGUGUGUUUGCCGCUGCUUACCUUUUGCUGUUGA
This is a messenger RNA of Sycon ciliatum, 890 nucleotides long. RefSeq lists its product as uncharacterized. The record is from RefSeq and is a predicted model, not a curated record. Lineage: Eukaryota; Metazoa; Porifera; Calcarea; Leucosolenida; Sycettidae. The transcript has 3 exons. Bases 51 to 890 code for a protein of 279 amino acids.